Messenger RNA from Paramecium sonneborni, 1418 nucleotides. Lineage: Eukaryota; Ciliophora; Oligohymenophorea; Peniculida; Parameciidae. The record is from the annotation of a GenBank genome assembly.
UAGUAAUGAAAACAUUGGUGUUCAUCAUUUGUGGUACUAAGAUUUGUAAUUGAUAUGGUUUAGUUAUGUAUACAUUUGCUUCACAUGCUUAUAUAUAUCCAUUUAAUGAAAACAAAGCAACAUAGCUGGAGGAGCUCAACUAGAAGUAAAUUGCACAAUUAAUAAAAUAUAAUAUUGGGUUAGUAGAACAUGUCUCACAAGAUCAAUAAAAAGUAUUUGAAGAAUUGAUAAUGUACUUGAUAAGAUAAUAUUUAAUAGAUCAUUUGGAAAGGGUAAUAUUUUGACACCAACAGAAAUGAAUUAUUUGAUUCUUAUAGAGAGUGAUAAAUUGUAUUAAGGACAAGAAGGCAAACAAUAAAGAGUGACUGAGGGAUUUUCAUAAAGUUUCAAAGUGUUAGAGAGAGAAUAAAUAUCUUUGAUGGAAACAUUAUUUGGAUAAUCAAGUAUUUGUAUAUAAUCUGACAAAUAGCUGAUUCAUUAAUUUAAAAAGCAAAUAAAAUAUUCAAUAACUAGAAUUUAGGUUUUAAAAUUUACUAAAAUGAGAAUGAUUUAGAUAUAAAUUAUUUGGAAUGGACAGUGACACUUUAUCUAGGCAAAAAUGUAAACAAUAAUUAAAAUUAUAGAAUGAAGUUUAUUUUUAUGAACCACACAAAGAUAAGACAUAUAAGAUUGAUUCAUCAUUGGAGAAAUGUGUAGAUAACUUUUUCGGAACAACUUUUGAUUAUGAUCCAAAAGACAAGAAAAUCUACAAAUAUAAUACAAAUGAUAUGUUAGAUAUAACAAAAGACAAUGAAGAUUAAAUUACGGGUUUUUUAAAAGACAUCUGUGCAAUGAACAAGCUUUCAUCAAACUUCAAAUAGAGUAACAAGAGUUUUUAUUGAAUUCUUAGACAAUUCUCCAAAUAUGUUAUCUAUUAUCAAUAAAUCAAUAGCCAAAUUAGAGAAAAUUUUAACAGAAUCAGAGCUUGAUCUGGUUUAUGAUAUGAUGAGAAUUGCUCAUAAGAAAGUAUAGAAAGUUAAUAGAUAUCAUCUUUUAGCUCUCAAAAAAUUUAAGAAAUAACUUUGAAAGCGAAGAUUUGUUCGGAUUGAUAUUGAUUGAAGAUGAGAAAAGUCCUUAAUUAACAACAACUAAAGAAGCAGCUAAAGUUUAAAGAAUUUUGAUGGAAACAAGAACUAGAAUGCUAAAUUAAGUUACUGUAUUUAUAUGAAUAAUAUUAUGUUUAGCAAACUAACAAUAAAAAUUAAGUGAUGGAUUCAACCACUUAUUAAAUAUACAUAUGGUUUGGAAUCUUCUUUGUUAUUGUUCUUAUUGGUAUCAUUUAUGCUAUGGUUACCAUGGAUAUUCAAAAAGAUACAUUAUUAUAUGCUAAGUUUUUAACAACGGAUCAAAGAUGAGUAGUAUAUUUAAAUAUAAACCCC